Molecule: messenger RNA, 3005 nt
Organism: Paraglomus occultum
Lineage: Eukaryota; Fungi; Glomeromycota; Glomeromycetes; Paraglomerales; Paraglomeraceae
Source: the annotation of a GenBank genome assembly
CAAACCCAAGCUUAAUGCUGCCAACAAAAAAGAAGAUUUUACUCGCAUCACAUUCAAGCCUGAUCUCAGCAAAUUUGGUAUGACGGAAAUUGAUGCAGAUACCGAGGCACUGCUCAUUAAACGUGUCUAUGAUUUGGCUGGAAGCGUUAAAAAUAUAAAGGUGUUUCUGAAUGGGGAGAGAAUUAUCGUGAAGAAUUUCAAGCAAUAUUGUGAGUUGUAUUUUAAAGGAGAGAUGGCCGAUAGAGAGACGAAACCAACUCUUAUUUAUGAGAACGUUAAUGAUCGAUGGGAGGUUGGUGUUUGCGCCAGCGAUGGGCAGUUUCAACAGGUCAGCUUCGUCAACAGUAUCUGCACAACAAAAGGUGGCACACAUGUUAACUAUAUCACAGAUCAGCUAGUUCGCGAGAUAACAGAAUCCAUAAAGAAGAAGAUGAAGCAGGCGAAUAUACCAAAACCUGCUCAAAUUAAAAACCAUCUCUGGGUUUUUGUAAAUUGUCUGAUUGAGAACCCGAGUUUCGAUUCACAGACAAAGGAGACUCUGACUUUACAACGAAAUUCUUUUGGAAGUACUGCUUCGCUGAGCGAAGAAUUUGUUAAAAAAGUACUCAAAACCGAUAUAGUUGAAAGUCUCGUCAACUAUAUGAAAGUCAAACAAGAACAACAACUUCGCAAAACCGAUGGCCAUAAACGCUCACGCGUUAGCGGUAUCACUAAACUAGACGACGCUAAUCAUGCCGGUACCCGAUUUGGUGCAAAUUGUACUUUGAUUCUUACAGAAGGGGAUUCGGCGAAAACGUUGGCUGUUAGUGGGCUGUCAGUAGUGGGAAGGGAUAGUUAUGGAGUAUUUCCCUUAAGGGGAAAGCUGCUGAACGUGAGGGAUGCUAAUUUGAAACAGGUGUUUGAGAACCAAGAAUUGAACCACAUUAAACAAAUAUUGGGGCUACAGCAUGCGAAAGAAUAUACGAGUACCGAUAGCUUACGAUACGGACGUCUUAUGAUUAUGACUGAUCAGGAUCAUGACGGCUCGCAUAUCAAAGGGCUGAUUAUUAACUUCUUGGAUCACUUCUAUCCAUCCCUAUUGAAGUUGCCUGGAUUUCUUUUCGAGUUUAUAACACCAAUCGUAAAGGCAACAAAAGGCAAAUCGCGGGAAAUUAGUUUCUACACAAUACCUGAAUACGAAACAUGGAAAGCAGCUAAUAAUAAUGGUAAAGGCUGGAUUAUCAAAUAUUACAAAGGGUUGGGUACAAGCACUGCCGAAGACGCCCGUAAGUAUUUCUCCAAGAUGGACCAGCAUCGAAAACCGUUUACAUCUGCUGAUGAAGACGAUCAUCGACUGAUCGAUAUGGCCUUCAAUAAGAAGCGAGCGGAUGAUCGGAAACAAUGGCUGGCGAACUUUACGCCUGGGACGUUCAUGGAUCAUAGUACAGACGAAAUUCAAAUCAAGGAUUUUAUAAACAAGGAACUUAUAUUAUUCUCAAUGGCAGAUAAUAUUCGUUCCAUUCCUAGUGUCGUCGACGGACUAAAACCAGGACAGCGAAAGAUUCUGUUUAGCUGUUUCAAACGUAAUCUCAAAGGAGAAAUGAGAGUUGCUCAACUGACCGGCUAUGUCGCCGAACAUUCCGCCUACCAUCACGGGGAACAGAGUUUGUCUUCAACCAUCGUUGGGCUGGCUCAAGAUUACGUCGGCAGUAAUAACAUCAACCUUUUGGUGCCUGCUGGAUGUUUUGGUACUCGGCUACAGGGUGGAAAGGAUGCUGCUAGUCCUCGUUAUAUAUUCACGGGUUUGUCAGAGUUGGCAAGGAAGAUAUUCAGAAAGGAGGAUGAUGCAUUAUUGACUUACUUGAACGAGGAUGGACAAUCAAUCGAACCCGAAUGGUACUUGCCUAUACUACCAAUGAUUCUGGUCAAUGGUGCCGAAGGCAUUGGCACUGGGUGGAGCUGUAAGCUACCUAACUAUAACCCGGAAGACAUCGUAAAUAAUUUAUUGCGUAAAAUGCGGGGUGAGGAAUAUGAAAAGAUGCAUCCAUGGUAUAGAGGAUUUAAAGGCGAGAUUGUUGAGGAAUCUGAAGGCUCGUAUAAAGUAACAGGAAUUAUCCAACAGAUUAGCAACACUUCUCUCGAAAUAACAGAACUGCCCAUUGGUGUAUGGACACAGUCUUACAAGGAAUUGCUCGAGGAAUUUAUGACAGGCUCAGAUAAAGGAAAGAAAGAACCAUUUAUCAAAGAUUAUAAAGAGUAUCACACAGAUACUUCGGUUCACUUUGUUGUAAAUUUGACAGAGGAAAAUAUGAAAAAAGUGUUAGAGGAAGGCUUGGAAAACAAGUUCAAACUGAGCAAGACAUUUAAGACUACGAAUAUGGUUCUGUUUAAUUCGGAACUGAAGAUCACUAAGUAUGCUACCAUUAAUAAAAUUAUGGAUGAUUUCUACAAGUUGCGAUUGGAAUAUUAUGAAAAGCGCAAGGAAUGGCUUGCGUCCGAGCUGAGUAAAGGUUGUGAACAACUUGAGAACAAAGUACGAUUUGUUACAGAAAUUAUUGAAGGCAAACUAAUAAUACAAAACCGAAAGAGAAACGUUAUAAUUCGUACACUCAAGGAACGUGGCUAUAGCGCAUUCUUUGAGAAUUCGGAAGUCAAAGAAUCCGAUGAAGAGGACAAUUCGACCGCAACUGCCAACGAUGUGGAAGGAUUCGGUUAUCUGCUAAAUAUGUCUAUUUGGCAUUUGACAUGGGAAAAAGUCGAGCAAUUAAAGAAAGAGCGAGACGUCAAGCAAAACCAGCUUGACAUAUUAAAGAACAAAUCACCGCAAGAUUUAUGGAAAGAAGAUUUGGAAGAAUUCGUAAUCUCCUGGAAAGAGAUGGAUGCCAAAAAAGCAGAAGAUUCUUCAAGCGGUAAGGGUAAGAAGCCCGCGAAAUCUUCACCCAAAAAACGUACCGUCAAGAAACCAGCACCAGCACCACCUGCAAAAGUUAUUCUAUUGGAGGAUUCUGAUAAAGAUUAUACAGUGU